This is a messenger RNA of Nerophis lumbriciformis (worm pipefish), 2652 nucleotides long. Lineage: Eukaryota; Metazoa; Chordata; Actinopteri; Syngnathiformes; Syngnathidae. The record is from RefSeq and is a predicted model, not a curated record.
AUGGUUAAACAUAUGUUUGCUUAUCUCCUUCUAUGGUCACUAAGCCACGAGCUUUAUGGAGCAGGAAAAAUGGAUGAUGGUCUAAAGCCAAAAUCUUGGAGUAACCAGAACCUCGCUUCGGUUCCUUUGGAUUUGAAUGUACAUCUGAGAAACCUCGAUCUAUCCAACAAUUUAAUCAGACGGUUGCACAAACUUGAUUUGCCAUACUUGGAGCAGCUGGACUUGAGCAGCAACCAGCUGGAGCUCAUCUCUGAUGGAGCUUUAGUAGACCUGACUCAUCUUAAGGAGUUGAAUUUGUCCAUGAACUCACUGAACAACAACUAUGACAGAAACAGCAAAGCACUACAAUCCAUUGGUGGCCUGAAGAGUUUGGACAUAUCACUUAACAGUUUGGGCUAUGAAGCUGUGAAACUGUAUCUACAAAACAAAUCUUCACUUGAGCUACUUAAGAUGAGUGGCAAUUCUUUAACAUGGCUCACACACGACUUGUUCAAAGAGAGUGAGGGUAUAAUGAACCUUAGUAUUGAUGACAAUAUAAUAUCAGCGAUUGAUCCAGGAACAUUUGAACCGCUGAAAAACCUAGAAAAUCUUAACCUAGCCAAAAAUAACCUCCCUCACAUAUGUGAUUUCAAACUACAGCAAGUUAAAUAUUUAAAUAUAAGUAGAAAUUCUAUUGAGUUCUUUGUUACUACAGAGGAUAAUCACAUGUACAGUCUUGAAAUACUUGACCUUAGUCAUAACAGACUACUAUAUUUCCCAAUUCUUCCCACCUUCAACCAAUUGAAAUACCUUUAUUUACAUCACAAUAUAAUGGGGACCUUAAUGUCCGAAGCAUCAAUGGUAUCAGACGCCAAUUCCCUUUAUAAUGAAGUUGUCAGAAAGGGUGCUGUUGGAAUUAGAAAAAAUUAUCUUCACUCAAACUGGAGACUCAUGCCAAUAAUCUUUAUUGACCUCAGCUAUAACUACUUCACAUCUUUCCCAAUGGAAACAUUAAGCCUUCUCCCAUCUUUGGAAGGGCUCAAUUUCAGUUUUAACUGCGUGCAAAAUCUCACAUGGAAUGUCCGGCACGACAGUGCAUUUGAAUACUAUAGGCAGCUUUAUUUUCCCUCCUUAAAGUACCUCAACAUGCAAAGCAAUGGACUAGUAUCUGUUUCGCCACUCUUUCUCCAGGCCCUCACACAAGUUGAGACAAUAAAUCUCCAAGACAACUCACUGCAGCCUUGUGCUCCCGUGGGCCAAGUGCACAGCUCCUCAUCACCACAGCAACUAAACGUGAACUCAUCCUGUGUUGCCUUUGGAAAUGUGAGAACGCUCAAACAUCUGAACCUUGAAGACAACAACAUAAAGAUUCUUUAUGUGAAAGCAUUCCAGAAAAGCUCUUUACUGUCCCUAAACCUGGCAAGGAAUUCGCACAUGGUCAUGCAAAUUGGUUCACUGGAUGACAUUAAGGAAACUCUUCAGUCAUUGACAAUUAGUGAACUGAACAUCACCAAUAAUGAUCUGUUCUUGCCUUGCAUGCCAAUGUUAAUGCAUCUAAAUAUGUCCAACAAUAAUCUAAAUGUUUUACCGCAAAGUUUGAAUUGCUCUCCUCUGAGGGAACUCAGCAUAAAGAAUAACGCUUUUGUGUCUUUAAACUACUCAUUGAUUCAGGCGUUAUCAGCAAACCUUCAAGUUAUAUACAUUAGUCAAAACUACUUUACUUGUUGUGAUAGUCAGUGGCUGGACAUCCUCAAUAACUCAAGGAUUAAAAUGCCGGACAUCAGCCACACCAAAUGCGUUCUCGGUGGCAGAACAGUACUAAUUGAAGAGUAUUUGAAAAACCCUUCACUGCUUUGUACAAGUAGCAUCAAAGGGAUUCAAUUGGGACAAACAAUUAUAGUUGUUUUGUUUGUAGGUGUACUGAUAACAGUGCUGAUUAUGUUCACCUGGAAAUUGGCCUACCUGAAACAUCGUGUACACAGUGCGAACUCCUCACCGACAAUGACGCCUCAGCGACCGGUACUCAUCCACAGGCAGCUGCAGCAUUCCCACGCUGCCUACAACCUACAAAUACUUUUGAAAGUUUUGCUACUGGAAGAUGCUCGGAACAAGCUGGAAAAAGAGCUACACAUCAUUACAAAUCAGGUAUAUGACGACAACAAAGUGGUCCUGAUGUCCUCUUUUUCAACAAGUGGCUUCAAUGAACUUACCAAGGCUUUAGAUGAGACACGUCAAUCAAUAGACAAAGUCUCAAUCCUGUUAAAGGGCUUAAAACAUGCUGAAGCCACUGAGGAAGCCAGGGUUGACAAAUCCAUCAUGGUGGAGGUGUUUCCCAUAAACGGGACUGACUGGUCCGAGGAAGCAGUUGAUUGGUUUAAAGAGAUGGUGUAUAACCGGACGUUGUAUGCCCGAAUUUUCACGCAGGCACCCAACGUGUCAGUCGAGCUUUUCUUGGAAAGGGGGAAAUUGGGAGCUAUGAGGAGGGGACCGUCAUUGUCUUUGCGGCUAGCCCAAAACGGACACGCCAACCACAGCAAACUGAAGAACAUUGAUAAUGUUCAACUGCAACUGAGAAAGCAGGAUUUAGAGUGGGAGAAGUACCUCAUCUCGUGCUACACUCAGCAGAUCAAUAAGCACACAGAAAAGACGGACCAUUCCAAUGUUUUUUAUUAG